This is a messenger RNA of Ophidiomyces ophidiicola, 1521 nucleotides long. RefSeq names its product sphinganine kinase lcb4 (gene LCB4). The record is from RefSeq and is a predicted model, not a curated record. Gene Ontology annotation, cellular component: intracellular membrane-bounded organelle; membrane; cytoplasm. Lineage: Eukaryota; Fungi; Ascomycota; Eurotiomycetes; Onygenales; Onygenaceae. Gene Ontology annotation, biological process: sphingosine biosynthetic process. The transcript is spliced from 3 exons. The coding region runs from base 1 to 1521 and encodes 506 amino acids.
AUGACUCUAGGCAGUUUUCUCGAUUGCGAUCGGUCUCCAGAAGGAUACUCUUCGUCUGAAGAAGAGCGGGUGCGCCUCUCGGGGAAAGAUGUUAUUUUUAACCAAGGCCAAUUAUUCGAUUCACGGAGCAAUCUCUCAUUCUAUGGUUCUGCAGAUAAAGAACCACAGAAGCAUGGUCCUCGCAGAUGUUGCCCCUCGUUCUCGUCGUCGCAGAAGCCACAAAGGCAUAUACUUCCGUAUUUUUAUGUUUUAUGGGCGGAGGUCACCCUAGAAAAAAUCACUAUCAGCUACGCCGAACCUACCUCAGCGGAUGAUUUAUCAGUUAUGUCAGUUCGUUUUGAACUGGAUGCCAAGGAGAAAACAAAAACUGAAAGAUGGAUUGAACAGCUUUUGCAAUUAGCAUAUGGGAAAGCACAGAGGCAAAAAAGGAUUAAAGUACUUAUAAAUCCCUUCGGCGGAAAGGGUCGAGCGAAAAAACUUUUCGACAGGGAUGUUAAGCCAGUCUUCACUGCCGCCCGAUGUAUGGUUGACGUUCAAAUGACCACACACCAAGGUCAUGCUGUGGAGAUUGCGCAAAACGUUAAUAUAGAAGCCUACGACGUAAUUGCACCUGCUUCAGGAGACGGUGUCGUUCAUGAGGUUUUUAACGGACUGGGCAAAAGAGUCAAUGCAGGCGAAGCUCUCGCCAAAGUCGCGGUGGCCCACAUUCCAUGCGGGUCAGGAAAUGCUAUGAGCUGGAAUCUUUAUGGCACUGGGAGUCCGAGCAUGGCUGGGCUCUGUAUCGUCAAGGGUCUAAGGACCCCACUCGAUCUUACAUCUAUAUCACAGGGAGAUAGAAGAUCAUUAUCAUUUUUAUCGCAAUCUUUCGGUAUAAUUGCUGAAAGCGAUCUUGGAACAGAGCAUAUCCGUUGGAUGGGGAGUGCACGUUUUACCUAUGGAUUCCUAGUUCGUCUUUUCGGGAAAACGUUGUAUCCAUGCGACCUCGCCGUCAAGGUUGAGGUUGGUGAUAAACAGGGUGUGAAGGACCACUAUCGAGCAAAAUCAAAACAAAAACUCCCCGACGCUAUCAAUCAGGACAAGACCACGCCUGUAGGCCUACCGCCUCUUAAGUAUGGCACCAUCGCUGAUCCUCUUCCUGACAAUUGGGAACUUAUCACACAUGAAAAGAUGGGCAACUUUUAUGCUGGAAACAUGAGUUACAUGGCACCUAAUACAAAUUUCUUCCCUACAGCCCUUCCAAACGAUGGCCUCUUAGACCUAGUAACCGUUCGCGGUGAUAUCUCGCUUCUAACAGCAUUACAGAUGCUGACUGCAGUGGACAAUGGCACCUUUUUAGAUAUGUCUGAUGUUAAAAUCCAAAAAGUAUCCGGUUACAGGAUUAUUCCCCGAACUGCAGAGGCAGGGCAUAUCAGCAUUGACGGGGAGAAAGUACCCUUUGAACCAUUCCAGGCAGAAGUGCAUAGGGGACUUGGGAUGGUGAUCUCGAAGUCCCGCUAUAAGUACGAAGCCCCCGGAGUAUGA